Euleptes europaea (tarantolino) is the source of this 1004-nucleotide messenger RNA. It is a transcript of the gene CD9, whose product is annotated as CD9 molecule. The transcript has 8 exons. NCBI's taxonomy places the organism in Eukaryota, Metazoa, Chordata, Lepidosauria, Squamata, Sphaerodactylidae. Bases 9 to 680 code for a protein of 223 amino acids. The record is from RefSeq and is a predicted model, not a curated record. Gene Ontology annotation, cellular component: membrane.
UCGCCACCAUGCCGGUGAAGGGCGGCACCAAGUGCAUCAAGUACCUGCUCUUCGGCUUCAACUUCGUCUUUUGGCUUGCAGGAACAGCUGUCCUCGCAAUUGGAUUAUGGCUUCGGUUUGAUUCACAGACCAAAGAUCUUUUUCGGGAAGACACCAAUUCAACAUUCUAUACAGGAGUCUACAUUCUGAUUGGAGCUGGUGCGCUCAUAAUGCUUGUGGGUUUCCUGGGAUGUUGUGGAGCAAUACAGGAGUCCGAGUGCAUGCUUGGCUUGUUUUUCCUCUUCCUCCUUGUGAUUUUUGCUCUUGAAGUAGCCGCUGCCAUCUGGGGAUUUGGGAACAAAGAGACGAUUAUUGAUGAAAUACAGAAGUUUUAUGAGAAGUUGUACGAAAAAAGAAACGAACAAGGUCCUAGAGAAGCUCUGAUAACCAUUCAGAAAGCCCUUUACUGCUGUGGCUAUGGGGGAGUCAUAGAAGCACUGUUUCGAGAUACCUGUCCCAAAUCAGACCAAUUAGUGGACCUUACACUAAAGCCAUGUCCUGAAGUCAUUAAGGAGGUCUUCACCACAAAGCUGAAUGUGAUUGGAGCCGUUGGCAUCGGAAUUGGGGUGGUGAUGAUCUUCGGUAUGAUUUUCAGCAUGAUCCUUUGCUGUGCUAUCCGCAGAAAUCGAGAAAUGGUCUAAAGCGACUUUAGAGGGUCCCCCUUCAAGAAAUCUUUAUUGUUAACUUUAGCAUUAUAAAAGCAUUUCUAAAAUUAUAUUUGUUACACUUUUUUUAAAAAAAGCUUUACUUGCUACUGAUGUUCUUAGUUUUUUGCUCUUUGUGUUUAUAAAACUUUAAAAGGAUUCUACUGUUGAAAAGGUACUAUAUUUGUUAGUCUGCAGACCCAAACAUCUUGUAUAUACAGUUUUCAUCUCUAAAUAGUUGUCAUUUUUCUUUAAACUUACAAACGGGAUGUAAUUUAUGUUGGAGAAAAUUUGAUACUUAAUAAAGACUUAAGACCACCU